This is a messenger RNA of Lodderomyces orthopsilosis Co 90-125, 2685 nucleotides long. It is a transcript of the gene MSH2, whose product is annotated as mismatch repair ATPase. Lineage: Eukaryota; Fungi; Ascomycota; Pichiomycetes; Serinales; Debaryomycetaceae. The record is from RefSeq and is a predicted model, not a curated record. The coding region runs from base 1 to 2685 and encodes 894 amino acids. Gene Ontology annotation, molecular function: ATP binding; mismatched DNA binding; ATP-dependent DNA damage sensor activity. Gene Ontology annotation, cellular component: nucleus; MutSalpha complex. Gene Ontology annotation, biological process: mitotic recombination; mismatch repair. The transcript has a single exon.
AUGUCAUCCAAUAUAGAUGUCAGGUUUGCUGGUACAGGCAAUGAAAAGCAAUUUAUUAGACAACUACAUGAGAAAGAUGCGUCUACCAUAAGGUUCAUUGAUCACAACAACAAGGAUUAUUUUACGUGUUUAGAAGAUGAUGCAGAAUUGAUUGCAGAUGAAAUAUACAAAACUAGAUCAGUCAUCAAGACAUCAGACAAAACAAAGUAUGUUACAAUAUCUCCACAAGUGUUUCAAACUGUUUUGAAGUUUUGCUUAUUGGAGAAACAAUUUAGAGUAGAGAUUUAUAACAAUAGAACUUAUCAGUUAUUGGUUAGUGGUACCGCUGGUAAUCUUGAAGGUAUAAGUAAGGAAUAUGGUAUAAACUUUGAAUUCCAAGAUUGUUCUGGCUCAUCUAUUGCUGCAAUCAAGUUACAAGGGAAUUCGGUCGGUGUUUGCAUUAUUGAGGACAGCAAGAUCUAUCUUUGUGAAUUUGAAGACAAUGAAUUGUACUCAAACUUGGAGGGGUUGUUGUUACAAUUUGGUAUCAAGGAGGUUGUUUUGCCUAAUUUGUCCGAGAAGAAGCUUUUGCAAGUGAUCAACAAAAUUGGUAACGUCGUAGUUAGCACAAUUUCUGCAUUCAAUACCAAAAAUAUAGAACAGGACUUGGUAAAGUUGUUGGAGGAGGAUAAUAUUCAGAUGAUGUUUUCAUCAAAGGGUAUGAAAUUGACAGAGUAUUCACUUUCAUUGUCGUGUUGUAAUGCACUUGUUGCUUACUUGGAAUUACUUGAAAACGAUUCUAAACACUUUUCCGUUGAUAAAUAUGAUUUGUCAGCAUAUAUGAAAUUGGAUUCUUCUACAAUCAAAGCAUUGAAUGUAUUUCCUGAGUUCAAAUCCACAUCUAUAAACUCCAUAUUUGAACUUCUCAACAAGUGCAAGACUUCCGGUGGUUCAAGAUUGUUGUCCCAAUGGUUGAAACAGCCUUUGACUAAUGUUGAGGCUAUUGAAGAACGUCAAUCAUUGGUUCAGUUGUUAAUGGAGGAUGCUAGUUUGAGAGUAGCUGUGCAAAAUGUAUUGACGCAAGUUCCUGACAUUAAGAGAUUGUUGAAGAAAAUGACAAUUGCAAUAGGCAAGAUAGGUAAUGAGAAUAAAAAAUUGGAAGACUUGGUGAGAUUGUACCAGUUGGUGCUUGUAUUACCGGACUUGAUUGAAGUCUUGAAAGAUCAAGGUGAUUUAGUUAUCAAGUACUGGCUAGAUCCUAUCUCAAAACACCAUCAGGCGUUACUCAAAUUUCAAGAACUUGUCGAAACAACAGUUGACCUUAAAGGGUUGAGUGACCUAAAUUCGAAUUUUGACAUUAGACCGGAAUUUGAUGCUUCAUUGGUAUCGAUCAAUGAAAGAAAGCAGUCGUCGCUUGAGCAAAUAAAACAAUUGCAUUUGCAAGUAGCUGAUGAUUUGAAUAUGGAUCUGGAAAAGAAAUUGAAGCUAGAACAACAUCAACAACAUGGAUAUUGCUUAAGACUUACCAGAAAUGAUUCGGUUGUGUUGCGUAAUAAUAAAAACUACAUCGAAUUACAAACUGUCAAAGCCGGAGUUUAUUUCACCACCGCCCAAUUAAGAAAGUUGUCUCAAGUUUAUUCCAAUUCGUGUGAUGAAUAUAACAUCAAACAACGAGAAUUGAUUAGAGAAGUUCUCUCCAUUUCAUUGACUUAUCAAGGUGUAUUCUCAGUCUUGAGUUUAGAUCUUUCUCAUUUAGACGUGAUUACAAGUUUUGCAAAUGUGGCUCUACUUGCUCCAACAUCAUUCACCAAACCAAAAUUGAUUCCCAUGGAUUCAAAAGAGAGAAGAAUAAGCCUUCACGAUUCAAGACACCCUUUGCUUGAAGUACAAGAUCAUGUUGACUUUAUCCCAAAUGACGUGCUGAUGGGUAAUAAAUUCUUCAACAUAAUAACAGGACCAAAUAUGGGUGGUAAGUCAACGUAUUUGAAACAGAUUGCCACUACUGGAUUAAUGGCACAGGUGGGAUCAUUCAUUCCUGCCGAGCUGGGUGCAGAAUUGCCCGUUUUUGAUGCAAUUUUAUCGCGUGUUGGUGCUGGAGAUUCACAAUUGAAGGGAUUGUCAACAUUUAUGAUUGAAAUGUUGGAGACUUCUUCCAUAUUAGCUACAGCUACGUCAAACUCGUUAUUGAUUAUCGAUGAGUUGGGAAGAGGAACUUCAACCUAUGAUGGGUUUGGGCUUGCAUGGUCAAUUCUGGAACAUCUUAUUCAAACCAAGAAAUGCUUUGCUUUGUUUGCUACCCAUUUCCACGAAUUGAACAAACUUGCUGAAAAAUACCCACAUUCGGUUGAGAAUUUACACGUUGUUGCUUAUGUUGAGAAUAAAGAUGAUAUUACAUUGAUGUAUAAAAUUGAGCCCGGUAUUUCAUCCAAAUCCUUUGGUAUAAAUGUUGCAGAAAUGGUGAAAUUUCCACCUAAGAUUAUCAAUAUGGCCAAAAGGAAAGCUGAUGAGUUACAAAAUGAUGGAAAUUUGAAAAAGAGUCAUAUUGAUGGUAAACAAUUGAAGCUGGAAGUUGAAGAAUUAAAAUCCGUUUUGAAAAAGUGGAGAGAGGAGAAUCAUUAUGAUGUGUCUACUGCUAGUGAAAGUUUAAAAGAGUUGUUGAAGAAUACAUCUAAUGGGUACAUUUCGGAGUUGAUACAAACUUUAUAA